Globicephala melas (long-finned pilot whale) is the source of this 9647-nucleotide messenger RNA. RefSeq names its product ATPase phospholipid transporting 10D (putative) (gene ATP10D). Gene Ontology annotation, cellular component: plasma membrane. Lineage: Eukaryota; Metazoa; Chordata; Mammalia; Artiodactyla; Delphinidae. The record is from RefSeq and is a predicted model, not a curated record. Gene Ontology annotation, biological process: phospholipid translocation. Gene Ontology annotation, molecular function: magnesium ion binding; ATP hydrolysis activity; ATPase-coupled intramembrane lipid carrier activity.
CAAAGACAUCAGAUGAUCUUGCUGCCAUCGUUAUUACCCGUCAGAUAAGGAAUUGGUCUCCUUGAGAUUACCUGCACAACCUGGAUCUCACCGCAUUUGGACAUGACUGAGCCUCUUCAAUGGGCCAGAUACCACUGGCAGCGGCCGACUGGCAGUGAAAACAGGGACGAUCAUGAGAGGCCAUACAGCUAUUCCUCUUUACUUGCCUUCAGGGGCAAGUCCUCCCAGACCCCCAGACUGGCAGGAAAGCACCGGGUGGUUGUUCCCCACCUCCAGCCCUUCAAGGACGAGUACGAAAAGUUUUCUGGAACCUAUGUGAAUAACAGAAUACGGACAACGAAGUACACGCUUUUGAAUUUUGUGCCAAGAAAUUUAUUUGAACAAUUUCACAGAGUCGCCAAUUUAUAUUUCCUGUUUCUAGUUGUCCUGAACUGGGUGCCUUUGGUAGAAGCCUUUCAGAAGGAAAUUACGAUGCUGCCUCUGGUGGUUGUCCUUACAAUUAUUGCAAUUAAAGAUGGCUUGGAAGAUUACCGAAAAUACAAACUUGACAAACAGAUCAACAACUUAGUAACUAAAGUUUACAGUAGGAAAGAGAAAAAAUAUGUCGACAGAUGCUGGAAAGAUGUUACUGUUGGGGACUUUAUUCGCCUUUCCUGUAACGAGGUUAUUCCUGCAGAUAUGGUUUUACUCUUUUCCACUGAUCCAGAUGGAAUCUGUCACAUUGAGACUUCCGGUCUUGAUGGAGAGAGCAAUUUAAAACAGAGGCGGGUGGUUCGGGGAUACACAGAGCAGGACUCUGAAGUUGAUCCUGAGAAAUUCUCCAGUAGGAUAGAAUGUGAAAGUCCCAACAAUGACCUCAGCAGAUUCCGAGGCUUCCUAGAACACUCCAACAAAGAACGUGUGGGUCUCAGUAAAGAGAAUUUAUUACUUAGAGGAUGCACCAUUAGAAACACAGAGGCUGUCAUGGGCAUUGUGGUUUAUGCAGGCCAUGAAACCAAAGCAAUGCUGAACAACAGCGGACCAAGGUAUAAACGCAGCAACUUAGAAAGAAGAGCAAAUACAGAUGUCCUCUGCUGUGUCCUGCUGUUGGUUAUAAUGUGUUUAACUGGCGCAUUGGGUCAUGGAAUCUGGUUGAGCAGAUAUGAAAACAUACCCUUUUUUAACAUCCCUGAGCCUGAUGGACAUGUCAUAUCACCAGUGUUGGGAGGAUUCUAUAUGUUUUGGACCAUGAUCAUUUUGUUACAGGUUUUGAUUCCCAUUUCUCUCUAUGUUUCCAUUGAAAUUGUGAAGCUUGGACAAAUAUAUUUUAUUCAAAGCGAUGUGGAUUUCUACAAUGAGAAAAUGGAUUCUACUGUUCAGUGCCGAGCCCUGAACAUCACAGAGGAUCUUGGACAGAUUCAGUACCUCUUUUCUGAUAAAACAGGAACCCUGACUGAGAAUAAGAUGGUUUUUCGAAGAUGUAGUGUGGCAGGCUUUGAUUACUGCCAUGAAGAAAAUGCCAAGAGGCUAGAGUCCUAUCAGGAAGCUGCCUCUGAAGAUGAAGAUUCUGCUGACACUCCCAGUGGCUCCCUCAGCAAUAUGGCGAAACCAGGGGCCCCCAGCUGCAGGAUGGUUCGCAGUGGACCUUUAGGAAGUAUAUCCUCAGAUCAUCUUACUGGGAGCUGUUUUGCUCUAGGAAGUGGAGCCAGUGAAGUCCCUCAUUCCAGACAGGCUGCUUUCAGUAGCCCCAUUGAAACAGAUGUGGUACCAGACACCAGGCUUUUGGACAAGUUUAGUCAGAUUACACCUCAGCUUUUUACCCCACUGGAUGAGACUAUCCCAGAUCCACCACUGGAGACUCUGUACAUCAUCGACUUCUUUAUUGCUUUGGCAAUUUGCAACACAGUAGUGGUUUCUGCUGCUAACCAACCACGGCAAAAGAUUGGACUCUCUUCUCUGCAUGCAAUGCCCAUUAAGUCUUUGGAAGAGAUUAAAAGCCUCUUCCAGAGACUGUCUGUCCGAAGAUCAAGUUCACCAUCUCUUGCCAGUGGGAAAGAGCCAUCCUCUGGGGUCCCAAAUGCCUUUGUGAGCAGACUCUCUCUCUUUAGUCGAAUGAAACCAGCUUCACCUGUGGAGGAAGAGAUCUCCCAGACCAGCAAGAGUCCCCAGGGCUCUGGUAACUCAGCUUGUCGCAUAGAAACUGAGAAGCAAGACAGCAAUGUGGAUGUCACAAACGGCAAGGUGGAAUCCCUCCCUGGACAGCCCUUGGCCUGCAGCCUGUGUUAUGAGGCUGAGAGCCCGGAUGAAGCGGCCUUAGUAUAUGCCGCCCGGGCUUACCAGUGCACUCUGCAGUCCCGGACCCCGGAGCAGGUCAUGGUGGACUUUGCUGCUUUGGGACCAUUAACAUUUCAACUCCUACACGUCCUGCCCUUCGACUCAGUAAGAAAAAGAAUGUCCGUUGUGGUCCGGCACCCCAUUUCCAACCAAGUCGUGGUGUAUACAAAGGGCGCUGAUUCUGUGAUCAUGGAGCUGCUCUCAGUGGCUUCCCCAGAUGGACCAGGUCUGGAAAAACAACAGAUGAUGUUAAGGGAGAAAACCCAGCAGCACCUGGAUGCCUACACCAAGCGAGGCCUGCGCACUCUGUGUGUAGCAAAGAGGGUCAUGAGUGACACUGAAUAUGCAGAGUGGCUGAGAAAUCAUUUUUUAGCUGAAACCAGCAUUGACAACAGGGAAGAAUUACUACUUGAAUCUGCCAUGAGGUUGGAGAACAAACUAACUUUACUUGGUGCUACUGGCAUUGAAGACCGUCUGCAGGAGGGGGUCCCCGAGUCUAUAGAAGCCCUUCACAAAGCCGGAAUCAAGAUCUGGAUGCUGACAGGAGACAAACAGGAGACAGCUGUCAAUAUUGCUUAUGCGUGCAAACUACUGGAGCCAGAGGAUAAGCUUUUCAUCCUCAAUACUGAAAGUAAGAAUGCCUGUGAGAUGCUGAUGGACACGAUCUUGAAAGAACUUCAGAAGAAAAAUCCAGCUUCUCCAGAGCAAGCAUCAAGUGAGGCUUUCCACCAGCCUCCCGCGCCCCCGGACUCAGGGCUGCGAGCUGGACUCGUUAUCAACGGGAGGACCCUGGAGUUUGCCCUGCAGGAGAGUCUGCAGAGGCGGUUCCUGGAGCUGGCUGCUCGCUGCCAUGCUGUGGUCUGCUGCCGAGCCACGCCCCUGCAGAAGAGUGAAGUGGUCAAACUGGUUCGAAGCCAUCUCCGGGUGAUGACUUUGGCCAUCGGUGACGGUGCCAAUGAUGUUAGCAUGAUACAAGUGGCAGACGUUGGGAUUGGGAUCUCAGGUCAAGAAGGCAUGCAGGCUGUGAUGGCCAGUGACUUUGCCAUUUCCCAGUUUAAACAUCUCAGCAAGCUACUCCUUGUCCACGGGCACUGGUGUUAUACCCGACUUUCCAACAUGAUUCUCUAUUUUUUCUACAAGAACGUGGCCUAUGUGAACCUCCUUUUCUGGUACCAGUUCUUUUGUGGGUUUUCAGGAACAUCCAUGACUGACUACUGGGUCUUGAUCUUCUUCAACCUCCUUUUCACAUCCGCCCCUCCCGUCAUUUACGGUGUCCUGGAGAAAGAUGUGUCUGCAGAGACCCUCAUGCGACUGCCUGAGCUUUAUAGGAACGGCCAGAAGACAGAGGCACACUUACCACUCACCUUCUGGAUCACCUUGUUGGAUGCCUUUUAUCAAAGCCUGGUCUGCUUCUUUGUGCCUUACUAUACCUACCAGGGCUCAGACAUUGACAUCUUUACAUUUGGAAACCCCCUGAACACAGCUGCUCUGUUCAUCAUUCUCCUCCAUCUGGUCAUUGAAAGCAAGAGCUUGACUUGGAUCCACAUGCUGGUCAUCGUUGGGAGCAUCUUGUCUUAUUUUUUCUUUGCCUUGGUUUUUGGAGCCAUGUGUGUAACUUGCAACCCACCAUCCAACCCCUAUUGGAUUAUGCAGGAGCACAUGCUGGAUCCAGUGUUCUACUUAGUUUGUGUUCUCACAACCUGUGUUGCUCUUCUGCCCAGGUUUAUAUACAGAGUUCUUCAGGGAUCCCUGUUCCCAUCUCCAAUUCUGAGGGCGAAACACUUUGACAGACUGCCUGCAGAGGACAGGACUGAAGCUCUCAAGAAGUGGAAAGGGGCUGGAAAGAUGGAUCAGUUGACAAUAUCUAAGUAUUCUGACCACUCCACUGUUAAGUCAGAGAGAAUACCCAUUUCUGACCCUUCUGCUGUCUUUGCAGUGAUGUCGGCAACUUCUUGUGCUGUUGAACAAGGAAAUUUAUCUGUAUGUGAAACUGCUUUAGACUCAGACUACUCUGAAAAUAAGGCCUCAGGGAUGGCUGGACCCUCAAAGGAUUAAAAGAGCAGAAUACCCUCCUUGGAGUUGCAAGUAGGCCUUCAAGUUUGGAAGAGGGCCUUUGAAGAGGUUCCUCUACCAAACCAGCAUGACUUGGAUUUUUCCUUAAGGGACAAGAACAUUUUACUGGGCUUGGAAAAGCCAGUGUGAUGACCUUUACUGUAUGUUUGUAGACAUUUGUAAAGGAGGUUAGAGUUUGACCUGAACAGAGUUUAGAGAAGUGAAAUAUUUAAUUCAGAAUCAAAUGCUUUUAGGAAACUUUUUGGAUUUUGUAAAAGCAUUUUAAUUGUUCUAGACAUGCAAAUAUUUUCAAGGGAAUUCAUUUGAGACAUAUAUUUAUUUUACUAUCUGCUCAUUUCAGUGUUCUCCUGAGGUGGAAGGCUUCACUGGUAAGGGGCAGCAGGGAUGCCAGAGUUCCAUGGAGAUGUGUUCUUCUCUCUGCUUCCUGUCAACAGAAGACUUUUUAUGAGUUAUACCUCUGUGCAGAUGUUUUCAAUUGGGAAACAGAGGCCAUAGGUAAGGAAUACAAAGUCAGCUGAGUCUAGGGGCCCUUUGUCAAUUUCCCAUAUUCUAAAACUGACAAUAGCCUAAUCAAAAUGAGACAAUCAAUUUCAGAACAGUCUUAGGGAGAUCAUUUGAGGGUUUAUAGUCUUUAUAAUACCCUACAACUUUUCUGCUUUUGCAACCUCUGAAAAUGAGAUAUUAUGGAACUGACAGUAAUACAGGUGGUUCUCAGGAGGAUUCCAUGAGGUUCUUAGAUUUGUUUUUUAAUACAUUUUAGGACAAGAAUGUCUAUAUAAAGUUAAUUGCUGUUGCAAAUCAUGUAUGCUGGUUUUAGUUGGAACAAAGAAACUCGUUUCUACCAAAACUGUCAGGUAUUAUUUUAAGAUUAUAUAUUCUUGUUGAGUUCUUUUAAAAGUCUAUAUCUGUCCAUCUGAAAAUUGUCGGCCACCCAGAAUUUCCUUCAUGAAAUUUCCAUGCUAAUGUUCCAUGUCUAUAUGAAGCUCUUCUUAAUGACUAUUCAAGUAUUAUGCUCAGGGCUUAAUCUUCUACCUGCUACCUACUGUCCUGGUCUGACAUUUUUUGUAGCCUUCUGAUGUUAUUGCAAGUGGUCUUUUAUACAGACUGAUUUCUAGAAUAUUCAGAAUCCCAUAUGGCUAAUGGAGGUAGCUUUCUUCUUUCUUAAGAUUUUUUAAAAAUAAACUGUUUAAUAAAUAACAUAUACAAAAAGCUGUCAUUGCUCCUAUAGAUACUCACCAAAUCCAACAGUAAUUGGUACCAGAACUUAGAAGGAAAAUCCCAAAGCACACCUUUUACCAGAAUACUGUUUUGACCUUUUCUUACAUGGAAAAGUCAGUGAUCCUCAUAGCAGCUGGCAUUCAUUCCUUGAGAUCAUCAUCUUCCAAUAAAUAAAAAUUUAGAGAUAUAUUCACUUGCAAAUAAAAGAUUAGAAUCUAAGGAUAAAAAGACUGAGUCCAAAAGACUAAGAGAAAAGGUCAAUCCCCAGGAUGUAAAACAUCUGUACACAUGAGUAGAGGAAAGUCUUGAGUCUUCAUGCUAUGGGUCUACAAUCUCUUAUCCACAAUUCCACAGUCUCAAGAACUCUGAAAACUGAAAAAGUUUUCAUAAAUUAGGCACAAAUUCAAUGUGUUAAACAGAUGUAAGGCUAUUUAUUUAUUUAAUGUAAUUAUUCAUAUAUUUUGCUACGAAAAUAUUAGUAGAUUUUAUACUGGGUGCUAAACGUUGUAAUAUUAUGCUUUUAAAAUUUUUUAAAAUUCUGGAUUCUGAAACAUUUCUGGCCCUCAGGCAAAAGAGAUUUGGGAUCUGUAUGAAGCCUUUAAAGGGUCUUAUCUACAAUAACUCUUUUACACAAAGUUACCCAAGCUGAUGUGGUCUGUUGCAUUUCGGUAUUCAGUGUAUUUCACCAAAUUUGGGGGAGCCCAAAUCUGUUCCUAGUAGCCAAAAAAAAAAAAAAAAAAAAUUAACAGUAUACCUGUGUGAUACAAUUUUACCCAUAAAGAUUUAUAAAAGAAUUGGAUCAGAUUCCCAAAAUGUGCUCUAGACAUGAAAGAUCCUUGCCUUCUUAUCAGGGCUGAAGUUUUCCUUGGACCCUCAAUGGGUUAUUGGAGACUGCUAGCAACCUCUCAUUUCAGACUAAUCAAAGAGCCAUCUUCCAUCUAAAAUAAAAGAGUAUGUUCCUGGGGGAGUGAGAUAUAAGACAAGAAAAUUUUGAUUGGUGGGAAACUGGAUGCCAACUAUAAUAGUGGGAGGCACCGUUUUCUGGGGCUUGCUCCAUGUUUUAUAUCCAUAAAAAGAAAAGAUUAUACCGUUUUAUUUGUAUUAAGGGUUACUUAAAGUAAGUACAAGAUGUAUAUUUCACUGAACAUAAGUUGAGCAUAUGUUGUUACAUUAUGUACCUAUAAUUAUAACAAAACUGACAUGUGUUCUUAAACUUUCAUACAGUUGCGACCACAAUUCGGUUGCCGGAUUUUACAUUCUAAAUAGGUUUAUAUAAACUACAGAACAAGAGAUGAAUAAUGUGGAAAGUGUCAAGACAACUUUUCGAAUGUCACCUACGCACACAUAUAGAAAAGAGUACAAAAAAGACACGUAUAAAAUUGCAGGUAGUCUCUGGGGAAUGCUGAGGCAGCCCAGGUUGCUGGUGGAGGGAAUCCUACUUGUUCAAAAGGCAUUUGGAUGUUGCAAAAUGGAUGCCUGACUAAUUGAAGUAGGUGCAUGUGAAGAUUUGUGUUUUGAAGCUUUUUUGCGGGGAAAAAAAUACCGUAACCACUAAUUACUUCAAAAUUGAUGUGUGUAAAGUGGCCUAGUGCUUAAAAGCAUCUUUAAAUUUUUGUUUUAAUUAUCAAUGGGAAGAAAUGGCAACACCAGAUAUUAAACAUCUUUCAAGGACAAUUACAAAAUGUUUUUCUCCGUGCAAAGUUUUACUGUGCUUUCAGAUACAUUUCUGUGACUUUAUUGGUAUGGAUAAACACAAGAAAACUGGAAAAUACUUAAUUAGGGGUGGGGUGCAAUUUUCUUUUGAAAAGAUUGCAUCUCUCUACUCUAAAGCAAAUCCUCCUAUAGCAAAGUUUAAUCUCAACUUCACUGUCACAUAGGCAGAAUGAAAUAUUUCCCACAGGUAUUUUCCUAGUUGUCAAAAUCUCAAUUGGCUAAGUGAUACACAGUGAACAAACCCCAGCUCUAGGAAGGUUCUUUGGAGACUUUCUGUAAAAUUACAAUCUUGAUUUAAAUUCAGAAUGGGCAGUCCAAGCAUGUCAGGUGCUAAUAUGGAUGUCAAAAGAGCUUUGUGCUCAAUGUGAUUUGCUAUUUCAGCUACCUAAACGGAUGCUCUGUCUUUCAUAAGUUCUCAGCAUUAUGCAAACUUUAGAAGAGUAAUAGUAAAUAACUUAAGCAUGUAAAUUAUCUUGGCUUUUAAUAAAUCAAAAGCAAGUCUCUGAUGUUAAUAUUGUAAUUUGCUAUUAUGCUCUUGUGCUUGAGAAACAAAAGCUGGCAAAGAUUAGUCAGCCUGGAUCUCAAUGUCCUUUUUGUGACUGGACAAAAGGGAACUUUCUCUAACCUGUUACACUCUUCUCUUUCCAGAGUGGAUCAUUUCAUGUUAUAGUUAAGGUUAGGCCUGCCUGGCAAAAGAACAAACUCUGUUUUGCUUUGGGUUUUAAAAGAUUUUCAUUCAACUUGAUGUAAGAGAAAAAUAGAAUUUAAAAAACAAAAAGCUGCAUAAAAUUAGACCAAGACAAACAUGAACAUUUGCAGUGCACUGUGGAGCAUUACUGUCCAUGAAAGUGCUUCCACACAGCUCUCUGCAGGAAGUCCUCCACUAUCGAGAAGGCUAUUUGCUCUGAGUGUCGCUGGUAAAAGUCUCUGAUCAUCUUUGGAAUUAGUUUAGGAAAAAGGCGUGGAUGUAUAUUUGUCUUUCAAUCCAUUUGACAAAGUAUGUCACGUUGCUAUAAACUCCAGGUCCCAGGACUUUGGAAAAGCAGACAGAGCCCCAUGAAGUUAAGCCAAAUAAUGUCCACUGUCCUCCAGGCCGCUCACAGACCAGAGGCCCACCACUGUCACCCUGUAAUGAAGAGCAGUGGACGUUAGUCACUGGUAUGUCAGAGACCUCACGGUGUCCAUGCUAUCCUGAGGGUAAAAUAAAGCCAAACCCAGUUUAACCAAUAUCCUGAAAAAUUUCAGCAGAGCUCUCAUUGUCAACCUGAGAGCUUUCCACUACAUAAACAGAACUUUCAAAUGAACAUUUUAAAUCUUGAUCUUUAAAAGAAUAGAAAUGACUUGGGAAAGGACUAUAUUCUUUUUUUCCAGGAAAUCAGAGGACUUUUUGUCAUUUCCUGCACUUAAUGAAGAUAUCAAACUUUUUAAUUUAGCGUAUCAGAACUGAGUCUCUCAUAAUUGAUUUCAUUCUUUAAUUUUGAUCCAUUUUAUAAAUGUAGAACAUACCCAAAAUGGAACAUUCAAGGAUAGUUUUCCCACAAAAAGUGCUAGAAAAAUACUCUAAAGUAAUUCAUUACUUUCAAGAUUCUUGCUAUGUGAAUGAAUGCAUUAAAUAAGACCAUUUACUGUAUUUAAUAGAAAAAAAUUAGCAUGCUUAAACAGAAAAUACCACAUAAGAAUUAAUUAUAGUAAAACAUUAUAACCUACAUUUUAUUUCAUAUGCAUAGUAGUGGUUUUCAUUCUUGAUAUUUAGGUGUUGCAGGCGAGUUUUACUCAGUUUUUUGAUCCACAUAUAAUUAACAGAAAAACACUGUGGCUUUUAAAAUGCUAAUGUUUGCUACAUCUGAAAAGAUGAGAAUGAGAGAUGUAUUCUGCAUGGCCUCAAAAGAGAAGGACCGAUACCCUAGAAAAUAAGUAAGUAUGUGGACUCAUGGCAGAAAUUUACAAAUACUCCUUGCCCUGCAAGAAUUUCAAACUUGUAAGUACAUCUAUGGUCCUCCUACUUUGUAAUGUCGGGGAAUAGUAGAAAUCAUGUUUACUGAUGCUCUUCUAAACACUUUCCCUGUAUUAGUUCAUUUAAUCCUCAUGAAAUCCCUACAGGUUAAUAAUAAUAAUUAUUAUUAUUUACAUGUUAUUACUUAUAUAAUUAUUUAAAUAUAUAAUAAUUAUAACUGUUAUAUCUACUUUGGAGAUGAUAAAACUGAAGCACAGUUUUAUAACUUGUUCAUUAGCAGAGCUAGGAGUUAAACCCAGGCAGUCUGGCACAUGACUCCAACUUUAUAACUACUAGGUUAUCUUGUUUCUUAGAAAUGCUACUGAAUACAACUGCU